UGAAAAGUUGUGCUUGCUUGAAACAAACCUCCGUGUUCCCGCAGCCUCCUCCCCUUUACUACAAGAUACGCGCGCUAGUGAAUCAUUCAUCACUCAUCACUCCAGCGCAAUGCAAGCUGAUGCUCAGAGUUUCUGUUAAAUGAACACCUCUGACUGAACUACCUUCAGUUUCUGUGCACUGGGAUCUGUUCAGGAUGACACCUCUCCUCAGCAACGCCUGCCUCAUCUUGCCUGUUGCUUUACAUCUGCUGCUUGUUCCCAGUCCAUGUUCUGCUGCUGCCACGAGGAAGUGCAGCUCCAUCUAUAAAGGGUUUGCCCACUGUCUGCUUGCCCUGGGAGACAGUCUCUCUGUCAGUACCCAAAAAGAUGAGGAUACGCAGGAGAUCGACUCCAUUUGCAAAUCCUGGGAUGAUUUUCACGACUGUGCAAAUGUGGCCAUGGCCGGCUGUCCCGAGGAGGCUGCUACGGUGUGGAAGUCUCUGAGACAAGAGUCCAAAAAGAUGCAGUUUUCUGGAAACCUGUAUGAGAUGUGCUCCAGUCGUAGCCAAUCCCAGAGCCCCGAUGAGACCAAUCAGGAGUCGUUAAAGGGACGCGCUAGUCAUAAAAGUCUGACCUUUCUGACCUUCUGUUUGCCUGUGCUACUACUGUUUCCAUGGAUAUAAUCACAUCUCAAGACUCACCUCAGAGUUCAAAUAUCCAGCACAUAUAGACAACGAUACUGACUGCUUUUGUUCUGACAUUUUCAUACAGAUCUCAUGUAGUACGAUAAGAUUCAU
Rhinichthys klamathensis goyatoka is the source of this 776-nucleotide messenger RNA. RefSeq names its product neuritin 1-like a (gene nrn1la). The transcript has 3 exons. The record is from RefSeq and is a predicted model, not a curated record. Gene Ontology annotation, biological process: neuron projection extension; nervous system development. Lineage: Eukaryota; Metazoa; Chordata; Actinopteri; Cypriniformes; Leuciscidae. Bases 195 to 662 code for a protein of 155 amino acids. Gene Ontology annotation, cellular component: plasma membrane.